This is a messenger RNA of Micropterus salmoides (largemouth bass), 2787 nucleotides long. RefSeq names its product methyltransferase like 4 (gene mettl4). Bases 170 to 1480 code for a protein of 436 amino acids. Lineage: Eukaryota; Metazoa; Chordata; Actinopteri; Centrarchiformes; Centrarchidae. The record is from RefSeq and is a predicted model, not a curated record. Gene Ontology annotation, cellular component: nucleus; cytosol; RNA N6-methyladenosine methyltransferase complex. Gene Ontology annotation, molecular function: nucleic acid binding; site-specific DNA-methyltransferase (adenine-specific) activity; RNA methyltransferase activity. The transcript has 8 exons.
UGUUGUACCCGAGUGGUGGUCGAAUUUUCCUGUAUCGUUUUCAGGGAAAUGCAAUUUUUUGAACAUAUGGACGCUGUUGGGUGUGGUAUGGCCUGCUACUCUGGAUCUGUACCGAGCUAGACUGAACAUGUGAUCGCUUUAACGUCUGCUAAACAAACCACGUUUCACGAUGUCCGUGGUGGGGCAGAACACCCAGGGCUGGGUUUUGGAUGCAUGCUCACUCACUGAUCAAAGCUAUUCGCGUUGCAUCCGACUUAAGGAUAAUCAAAAAUCACUUGUCACGUGUCGUUUUAAGCGGCAGUGUUUUCAGAUUUUACAGAGCCAUUAUAGUGUGAGUGCCAGUGCAGCUGUGGAUGGAGCAAACACGGAUAUGGUGCAGAAACCCGACAAACCAUCAAAGAAAAGGAAACGAAAACACAGUGAACUCAACCAGGGAGAAGUAGAUUCACAGGCCUUCCAUGAGAAGAUCAGAUCUGUCAUCCUGGAGGGAGCCAAAUCCCUGGUGGAUUCUGUCAGAUCCCUCGGAUAUCUAAACGGAGUGACAGACACAGUGAAGGAGCCUCUUCCCUCUCAGGAGUGCAGCCUCGUCGCUCUUUGUGAAAUGGCUAAAGAGCUUCCUCUAGUGGAUGAUGAGGAACAGGACAAGUGUGUCCAGUUACUUGUUGCUGAAGAUGGCUGUACAUCACAUGUCGACUUGUUCUCCCGGGUAACAGAGAACAGGGCGGACUGGGCUACAGUGGUUACACUGAUGGGAGAGGAAUAUGUAAUACCACCACACACAGCUUUUCUGCUUUCUGAUUUCACAAGAAUACAGCCCCUUGUCCACUAUGGAAGGAGGUUUGACUUAAUAGUUAUGGAUCCACCGUGGGAAAACAAGUCUGUGAAAAGGAGUCGCAGAUACAGUUCUUUGCCUUCAACCCAGCUGAAACGGCUCCCUAUACCCCUACUGGCGUCUCCGAACUGUUUAGUGGUCACCUGGGUCACAAACCGACCUAGCCACCUGCGUUUUGUGCGUGAUGAGCUGUAUCCACACUGGGGAGUAGAAGUUGUUGCUGAAUGGUUCUGGGUCAAGGUCACCACAUCUGGGCAGUUUGUGUUUCCUCUGGAUUCACGUCAUAAGAAGCCAUAUGAAGUGUUGGUGCUGGGCCGAUAUCGUUCCUCUGUAAAUAACUCCUCAAGCUCUUCAGAGACGUCAGAGGUUCCUGUGGAGGACCAGCGUUUGAUUGUCAGCAUCCCAUCAGCUCUUCACUCUCAGAAGCCCCCACUCUCAGAGGUGUUGAAGCCCUACGUCGGAGCUGAAGCCAAGAGCUUGGAGCUGUUUGCCAGGAGUCUUCAACCCGGGUGGACCAGCUGGGGCAAUGAAGUGCUCAAAUUUCAGCACACAAGCUAUUUCACUUUAAUGACGACGGAUGAUCGAGCAGACGUUCCUGAAGAGGAGGCCACAGAAGUGGCUCCCCUCCCCCCACUGUCCCACCACUGAGGACUAAAGACUGACCUUCAACACUUGUCUCAUCAGUAUUUCGGUGUGUUCUUAAUGAAGAUUCAACGCCCAAAUAUUUUGAUACCAGUUCCUUUUGAUCUUUACUUCUCAUGCAUGUGGGACCUUUGAUUUCUUUUUAUAGGUCUGGGUACAUUUUUAAGGUAGCGAUUCACAGGAGUGAUGAUGCAUUUGAAGAGAUGAAAGUGCAUUUCUGUGCAGCUGUGUUUUUAAACUGCAAUCUGAUAAACAACACUCAAGGUUUUAUUUUUUUAAUCUUUGGCACAAUAUGUAAGACUCAGGGAUGAUCAAAGUAUUUAUUUGUUACUAAUGUUAUGCUGUUUUGAGCUGGAAUUUUUGAAAUGUUUCCCAAUUGUAAUGAAAGAAACAGUUUCAUACUGAAACCAUUUGGUUUGCUUCUAUCUGUCCUUUAACAGAACUUUUAUUUAAAGGUGUUUCACUUGAACAACACACUGCUGUGUCCUCCACCCUGCCUUUGUACUGUUAAGGGCAUCCAGUUCUACCCUUACAUAAUUUGUCUGUGAAUUUUCCUUGUUUCCACUGAAAGAUGCACCCUUCCUCGAGUCACACUUCUAACUCUCAGCAUAGCCAUUGAUCUAGCUUUUCCUAAUGAGUGUGUGGUCUCCAGAGAGAGUAGAGGUGGUGUGGGAUGAGCAGGGCUGUCUUUAAGGCAGAUGAGAAUAAGUUAUGGCCACCGCAGCGCAGUACACAUCACAGCUAAUGAAGCCAGCAGGAUUAUUUACACAUUAACAUGUCAUGAUCUCUGUCUCUCUCUGACACACAGACCUAACAUACCAGUAUCUAUUUCUCCUUUAUCUGCCCCAACUACAGUUAGGAAGAGAAGCAGGAGGAGGAAUAUUUGAGUACAAUAUUCAAUCCCCCCCACAUAGGUGAACUUGCAGAAGGAUUUCUACUGUUUUGCUAAGUAGCCUACAGUAGUGUUUUUCCAUAGCUUUCAGACAUACCUUCAUCAGCAGAUGGAGUUCAGUCAGUUGCCACGGAGAAGGUGUAGAUGUUACCACAGCUCAUUAACAAAUGGAGGAUUAUUUUGUCAUCUUUUACCACUUAAGCUCAAGUUGUGUGUCUUCAAGGCCUUAAAAACAAGUGGAAGGCAUUUCUGACUUCAUGAAACAUCAGCAAUCGAAAUAAUUUAUGUCAGAAGCCUGCUGUGUUUACAUCAGUCUUCUCUUCUUGACUAUGUUCCAACUGUUACAUGCCAGCUGUUGAUGUAACCUACUGUACUUUGAUCUGUAAGCAGCAAAUAAUAAAUAAAUAAUUGAUUGUGUGAA